GGUGUUUCUACUGUUGAUGUUGAAAAUCAAGAUGAGGAUUUGGGACAAACUAAUGUCACAGAUACUAUUCCUAGUUUUUUUUCUCCUGAGAAAAAUAUAGUAAACUGUGAAUUGGCGUCAUCGGCAGGACAAGUUGACUCAAUGGUAGAUAAUGAUCCUGUAAGAUUUUCUAAUACCAUUACAAAAUUAAGUUUUGAACAGAAGAAGUAUAUUUUAUGUUUGGGUCCUUGUCAACCAACUACUCAGCAGAUGCCACUCCGACAAUUCCCAAGAACAAACACAGUUUCCGUGCUCAAUGGUACACUAAAACUUUGCCUGAUGGGUCAAUGGGAUUCCGUAAAUGGUUAUCGUAUUCAAUAUCAGCUGAUAAAAUAUUUUGCAUUUAUUGUAUGUUGUUUGGUAAAUCUCCUAAGAAGGCAUGGACUAUUGAUGGUACUUCUCGUUGGAAAGAUGGUAACCAUUUAUUAACUUCCCAUGAAACUUCAACUAUACACAUAGCCGCCUCAAUUGAUGCUACUAUACAUGAACAUUGUUCACCAUUAUUACCAGCGUUAGAAGAAAAAAAGAAAAUGGAGGUUCAAACCAACAGAGUAGUUGUAAAACAACUAAUAGAUAUUUCGCUAUUUUUAGCUAAACAUGGACUUGCAUUUAGAGGUCAUAAAGAAAAGUGGACGGAUUCUAUUCGUGGAAACUUUAAAGAUAUGGUUAUUUUAUUAGCUGAAUAUUCACCUGUAUUAUCGUCUUACAUUACUUGUUUAAAAAAGAAGGGGAAAUCUGUUACAUCUUUAAUAUCCUGGCAACGACAAAACCAGUUAAUCGAUGCUAUUUCAAAUUCAAUUUUCAAUUCAAUCACACAAAAAGUUGAAACUGCUUGUGUUUUCAGCAUAUCUAUUGAUACAACAUUUGACAUCUCAAGACAAGAACAAGUUUCUUUCAUAGUGCGUUUUGUUGAUGAAAGUAAUGGUAUGAUAUAUGAACGUUUACUCGCAAUGUGUUCUACUGCCUCUACUAAAAGUGAAACACUAUUCAAUAUUUUCCUUAAUGUUUUCAAUAAAACCAAUCUUAAUUGGAAAAAAAACCUAAUAGGUCAAUCAUAUGACGGUGCCGCCAAUAUGAGGGGUGAGUACAAUAGUUUACAGGCAAAAGUAAAAAGUGAAAAUCCUCAUGCAGUUUAUAUUUGGUGUUGGGCUCACCGUUUAAAUUUGGUUGUUGAACAAGGUGUUGCAAGUUGCCUUGAAGCAGUUGAUUUUUUUGGAAUUUUAGGAAGAGUUUUUGACUUUGUAUGUAGCAGUAAAAACCGUGUAUUCCUUUUUGAACAAAAUCAAAAAAUCCGAAACCCUAACUUGCCGGUUCGUCGUUUGAAACGUGUAACUACUACUAGGUGGAGUAGCCAUUCUACAGCUCUUAAUACAGUUUUACUGACUUGGGCAUCGUUAGUUGAUACACUGGAAGAUCUUUGGAAAUCAGAAGCUUCAUCAGAUGCAUCGUCAUUUCUUUUAUAUUUUCAAUCUGAAAGAUUUCUUUAUACAUGUUUUUUAUUUAAAAAAAUAUUUUCUGUACUAGAUCUAUUAAGCAAAACAUUUCAAGCGAUUGAUAUAGAUCUUAUCACUGCAUCAUCAAUGAUAACAUCAAAAAGAGGUCAAUUAUUAAAUAUUCGCAAUGAAUUUAAUUCAAUUGUCAUCGAAGUGAAGCAAUUUAUUCAAAAUCAUCUGGAUGAAAAUUUUACUCCUUUACCACAAAAACGGUCAAGAAAAAGAAAAAUAAUGCCCGGGGAGAAAGCAACCGAUGAACCAACAUCUGACCCUCUGACUAAUUUUAAAUAUCACACUUUUUACACGGUGCUUGAUAUCAUAUGCAGUCAGAUUGAUCAGAAAUUUAACCAUGACACUAUAUCUAUUUUUAAAGAUUUAUCCCUUAUUACAAAAAAAAGAAUUUUAGAAAUAAAAAUGGAUACUAACAAAAUACCUUGUGAUGCAUUUGAAGGCAUAGCGUCGAUAUAUUCAACAUUUUUAAAUGCAGAAGCAUUAAAUACAGAAUAUUUAUGGCUUAUUGAUUGUUUUUCAAAUUUAGAAAAAACAAUAAAUUUAACUAAAUAUCUUCAUAAGGAUGAGGAUAAUGAAUCAACCAAUUCUUCAGAUUUUGAAUCGCACAUUUCCGAGUCUGAUGAAGAAUUAAUUUCUCAAUGUCCCAUCGAAGAAUGUACAAACAGCAGUUCCCUUAUAUAUAUGUUUAAAUUAUUUUGCAGCUCAAAUAUAAGGUUUACACUGCCUAAUAUUUAUAUGUUAUUAAAAAUCGCUGUGACGCUACCUGUGUCCAGUGCUUCUACUGAACGUAGUUUCUCGAAGCUUAAAAUUAUAAAAACAAGAUUGCGGUCUACAAUGGCUGAGUCGAGAUUGGAGGGACUUAUGCGCAUUGCAUGCGAACAGGAUGUUCCAAUUAAUACAGACAAUGUGAUUAAUAAUUUUGCUAAAAACAGUAAUAAACUGUUAAAAAUAUUAACUUAAUUUAUUUAUAUAUAUUUUAUUUAUAAUCAUUUUUGUAUUACAUAUAAUUUUUAUUUUUACUAUUUUGAGAAAUACAUAGGUAUUUAUUAAAUAUUUACUUAAAAAUUACUGGAGCAUACCAAAAUACAAUAACAACUUAGUACUUCAUAUUUAAUAUUAUACAUAGCAGCAGUUAGUUGUUUAAUUUUUUUAUUGUAGUUAAGUAUUUGUCAGUUAUCCUACCACCUACGACGUAGGUAAGAUAUUAAUUUCUGAACUAUGUUUUUUAUAUUUUUAUGUACAGUAUAGUAUAAAAAAAAAAUGUUUCUUAUACCUAAAAUAAAAUAUAUUGUAUAAUUAAAUUAUUAUGCCUGUACUGUCGAGCGUAGUGAGAAAUUUUUUUUGGGUGGGUGGGUAUAAAAUAGGUUUUUGGUUUUACCCCAGAUGUUUAUAAAUGGAUCGGCGCCACUGGGUACAGAUGAAAUAAGUCAUGUGUCUGGUACCGAGAUAUCUAUGGAGUUGAGUGAUUGUUCUGUUGAAAAUUUAAACAAAAAAAGAAAAAGUAUAAAAGGGGCUGCAAGGGAAUAAAAAGAUUUUAUAAAACAUAAAAAAAAUUCUGGAAUUGAGUAAGUGACAAAUAAAGGAAAGGUUGUUCCAGGUCGAAAGUGUAUACCUUUGUCCAAAUGUAGAGCUGAUUGCAAAAACAAAAUUGAUCUUGAGUUACAGAAGAAGUUGUUUACAAAUUACUGGUCAAUGAAAAACUAUAAUAAAAGAAUGUCAUACAUUUCUGGAUUAACUACUAGUAGCAACAAAAAACACAAUCCAAAAAAGAGUACACACCAGAAAAACAAAAAAACAGAGUAAAGGUAUAUCACUAUUCUAUACCAAAAGAUGGUAUACUUAUUUAAUUAUUGUUUCCUCAAAAUAUUUGGUGAAACGGCUAAGUUUACAAGAACUAUUUGUUCAAAAAAAGUUAAUUCUCCUGUAAGUCGGUGUAUACCUGAUAAAAAUGGAAGGACAGAAUCUAGCAAUAAAAUAUCUCCUGAAGCUCUUAAAUGUGUUAUUGACCAUAUCAAUCAACUUCCAGCUUAUGAGAGUCAUUAUUGUCGCCAAGAAACUACCAAGAAAUAUUUUACCUUCAUAUUUCACAUUAGAACUUGCCUAUAAUGAAUAUCUUAAAACAGUGGAACACCCAGUAAGUCGCACAAUAUAUGUCAAAUAUUUUAAGUUGUCAGGCCUAAAAGUCAAAAAUCCCAAAAAGGAUACCUGUUCUUUAUGUGACAGGUUAAAAAUCCAAAUCAGUAAUACGAAUUGCUCUAAUGAACAAAAAUCAUAUUAACUAAUAAACAAACACUACAUCACACUAAAGCUGAAGAAGCUUUUAAUUCAAAAAGAAUUGAUAUUUCUACAUUUACAGAUUAUUCAUGUGUUUAACUUUUGACCUUCAACAAUGUCCUCCUACUCCAUCCUUAGAAUCGUCAGUUGCAUUUUAUAAAAGACAAUUAUGGAUUUAUACUAACUGGAUAAUACUUUUACAUCAAGAGCUGUAUGUUAUAUUUGGAAUGAAACAAUAGCCAAACGAGAGGCAAAUGAUGUUGGUUCGUUAUUAUUUCAUUAUUUAAAAAGUUUGCCAUCGGAUAUUUCUCAUGUCACAAUGUAUAGUGAUUGUUGUCCGGGACAAAACAAGAAUAGCAUAAUUAUAGCCGUGUGUAUUUAUUUUUUGGAGCGUCAAGACCAUAUCAAAACCAUUGAUCACAAGUUAAUGGUGCCUGGGCAUACAAGGAUGGAAUGCGAUUCUGAUCACGCCUGCAUUGAGAAAGCUCGUAAACGUUAUCCAUUCCCAAUAAACCAUCCUCAUUAUAGGGUAAAAUUAAUAAGCUGGGCUGGAAAAGAUAAAUUUACAGUUGUUGAAAUGAAACAAAAUGAUUACUUUGAUUUUAAUAGCCUGUUGAAAAAUAAAUAUCAAAUAAAAAAAAAAAAAUGAAAUUGGUAAUGCAUUUGUUUUUUGUGAUGUAAAAUGGCUCAGGUACACAAAACAAAACAACACUAUGGUACAAUACAAAACUUCAUUAAAAAUAGAUGAUAAUUUUAAUUACUUAAAUAUGGCUCGUAGAAAAACUAAAAAUUCUUUAUUACCUCAAGCAUAUAGUACAACACUUUAAAUAUCUGACGAGAAAAAAAAGGAUCUAUUUUCUCUAUUAAAUUUAAUACCAGAUGUAUAUCAGCAUUAUUACAGAAGUUUAAAAUCAAAAACCAAUGUCCAGGAUCCGAUUAUAUCAUCAGAAGAUGAAAGUUCCUAAAGCCUAUAUAUAUUACCUUAACAAUUAUAAUUUAUAUUAUAAAAUGUUAAAACUAUAAUAUUUUACUAUUUUUUUUUUAUUUAUGAAACGUUUUUAGAAAAUGAAAAUGUUUAUCAAAAAAUUGUCUUUUUAUAUUUUUAUAUAAGUAUGAUGUUACUUAACAGAGUUUGUUAUUGUUUUAUUUAUAUAUAAACUAUGAAACAUUGUUAUCUCUUUAUUUUUAACUAUUAAACAGGAAGAAUAAAAUAUAAUGUCAAAAAGUUAUACUUACCUAUUUAAUAUCAUUAUUUAUAGAUAACAAUUAGAUGUUUGUUAGAUAAUUGAACAUUUAGAAAUAACAAUACUAAUUUUUAAAUUUUUAAAUCUAAAACUAUGAGUAGUAAGUAAUAUGGCACAUAGGUACCUAUUACCUAUCUUUCAAUCUUUGUAUAUUGUGCAAAAGGACACUACUCGUAAAAGUGGUUAUAAGAUAUUCGUGCACAUGGGCAUAAGUCAAUUAUAAUAAUGAUUCAAAUUACUUAGGGUAUGGAAUGCUCAAUUAUUCCAAUUUUAGAUGUUUAAAUUACCUAUUUGUAAAAAAAUCUUAAUUUUUAAUUUUUAAUAACCUAAAAACGUUUAAUACGUCUCCUGUAAAAUCGUGUUUUUUGACUUGAGCCCUUUUUCCCAAACACCGUCUUAUUGUAUUAUUAUUUUUUUCAAUAAAACCCACAUAAUUGUUAAAUUGUUAGAUUCAUUGCUCUGUUAAGAAUCUAUAAUUUAAUUUAAAAUUUGAUUGGUUUUAAAGUUUAAUUUAAAAAAGUGAAAAAGCCGUUUUCAAGUAAACUUUAUGACAAAUUCAAAUAUGUUUUCAUACGUUUUAUCUAAUUAAUGGUCUAGUUAGUACAAUUGGCAUACUAUACGUGAGGCACAAAAUAGGACUCAUAUUAAUCAUUUAUCAGGACUCUUCAUACAUAAAAUAAAAGUAUACCUAUUAUCAAUAUAAUAUACACUACGUAUAGACUGAUAUAAAUAUAAUUUUCAACAUUUCAAUGUCAAAAAUCGAAUACUUAAAAACAUCCACCGAAUUUUAUUUCUUUUGUACAUCCCUGAAUAACGUGAGCUAAAAUAUUUAAUUAAAUCUUAUGUCUGAAAGACUAAUAUAAAUACAUUAUACAUGGAGACAAUUUCAAGCCAAUGGUUAUUAGCUAUUCAUUUUUGAAUUACAACAAAACAAUAUUUACUUUGAUUAAUAAUGAAAAAUAUGCUGGAAGAUUUUUACUGUUGGGCCUAAACUAGAUUUAAUUUACUACCAAAAAUCCACAUGGGAGUUGAAGAUUAAAGAAUUUUUGCUGUUAUAAAAAGUAAUAUCGAAGAAAAAAUGCUUUUAUAGAAACACACAUUAUUUUGAAAACACUAGGUAUAAUCGAUUCACUCAAAAUUGUUUUGUAAUAAUUGUAUAGGUAUCUGUUUUUAUUACUAUUUUUUCCAUUUUUCUGGUUU
Messenger RNA from Metopolophium dirhodum (rose-grain aphid), 6262 nucleotides. RefSeq names its product zinc finger MYM-type protein 1-like. The record is from RefSeq and is a predicted model, not a curated record. Gene Ontology annotation, molecular function: protein dimerization activity. NCBI's taxonomy places the organism in Eukaryota, Metazoa, Arthropoda, Insecta, Hemiptera, Aphididae. The transcript is spliced from 2 exons. The coding region runs from base 216 to 2504 and encodes 762 amino acids.